AGGGAACAGGAAGUGCAUCAGCAGCGCGCGGCUGUUUUGAUGUGGAAUCCGAGACCUGAGACUGGGGCUCAGCUCCGAGGAGAUGGAUCGCUACCUGCUCCUUAUGAUCUGGGGGGAAGAAAAAGUCCCGUCGGCAGCAGGUGGGGAGGCAGAGCACGGGCCAGGGGCGUUGUCCGUUGAGGGUACCGAGAAUCAGCCGGAUUUAACAGCAGCACAUGUUUAUCACCUCCUGAAAAGAAACAUUAGUGAUUCAAUUAAUCCAGAAGAUAGUACUUUCCCUGCCUGUUCAAUAGGCGGUAUACCUGGUUCCAAGAAGUGGUUCUUUGCAGUGCAGGCCAUAUGUAGAAUUUAUCAGUUUUGUAGUUCGGACUGGAAAGAGAUACAUUUUGGUGUGGAAAAAGAUGAAAUUGAGGAUAUUCUUCAAACAAAUAUCGAAGAAUGUUUAAGUGCUGUGGAGUGUUUUGAGGAUGAAGAUAGUAGCAGGGAAUCAUUAUCUUUGGCUGAUCUGUAUGAAGAAUCUGCAGAAAAUUUGCAUCAGCUAUCAGACAAACUUCCUGCUCCUGGUAGAGCAAUGAUAGAUAUAAUACUGCUGCCCCCUGACAAAGAUCUUCCUAAAUUAAAAGACUGUUUACCUACUGUUGGAGCAUUAAAACAUUUAAAGGAAUGGUAUUCAGCAAAAAUUACUAUAGCAGGAAAUCACUGUGAAAUAAAUUGUCAGAAAAUUGCAGAAUACCUUUCUGCUAAUGUUGUGUCUUUAGAAGACCUUGGAAAUGCUAUCGACUCAAAGGAGUUAUGGAGGGGAAAGAUUCAGAUAUGGGAAAGAAAGUUUGGAUUUGAAAUUAGUUUUCCUGAAUUUUGUUUAAAGGGAGUCACACCUAAGAAUUUUAGUGCGUCUAACUUAAAUACUUGCUUUCUUGACAAAAAGAUAAUACCAUCAAAGGAUAAGACUAUUUUGCCAAAGAUUUUCCACUAUUACGGCCCUGCAUUAGAAUUUGUGCAGAUGAUAAAAUUAUCAGAUCUACCUUCCUGCUAUAUGUCAGACAUUGAAUUUGAAUUAGGAAUGACUAAAAACAGUACCAAGAAGAAUUCCAUGUUGCUGUUGGAGCAGAUUUCUUCUUUGUGUGGCAAGGUUGGUGCUCUUUUUGUAUUGCCAUGUACUGUCAGUAACAUACUUAUUCCACCUCCCAACCAACUCAGCUCAAGAAAAUGGAAAGAGUAUGUAGCUAAAAAGCCUAAGACAAUCAGUGUUCCAGAUGUUGAAGUGAAAGGAGAGUACUCUAGCUAUUAUCUCUUGUUACAAGGUGAUGACAGUAGGAAAUGUAAAGCCACACUGAUUCACUCAGCCAACCAGAUCAAUGGCUCAUUUGCUCUCAGUUUAAUUCAUGGAAAGAUGAAAGCAAGGACAGAAGACACCAUGUUGAGCUUUCCUUUUGACUUCUUGUCACUUCCACAUUUUUCUGGGGAGCAACUUAUACAGAGAGAGAAGCAGUUAGUUAAUGUUCAAGCUUUGGCUUUGAAAGAAUGUCUGAAAAGGAGAAACUUGGCAGAGCAGUCUGAAGUAGUUUCUGUUGAUGAACUCAAAAGUCUAUUAAUACUCACAAGGAAACACUUUUUAGAUCAUUUCGAUGCUGUUAUUCCUAAAACAAAUCUAAUAAAGACAGACGAAAUUAAUCCUUCCAAUCUGUUAAAUGACACCAAUCCCAUGGAACAUAUUUCUUUAAGUCUAAUGGAAACCAGUCCUCUGGAAUGGCCAGAAAGGCAUGUUCUUCAAAAUUUGGAAAUGUUUGAAAAAGCUAAGCAAAAAAUGAGAACGGGUUCAUUACCUCAUUCAUCUGAACAGCUGCUAGGCCACAAAGAGGGUGCCCGGGAUUCAGUUGCAUUAUUGGAUGCUAAAGAAUUGCUGAAAUAUUUUACCUCAGAUGGCUUACCAAUUGGAGAUCUUCAGCCUUUACAGAUCCAAAAAGGGGAAAAGACUUUUGUUCUGACCCCAGAACUUAGUCCUCGGAAACUUCGAGUUUUACCUUUUGAAAAAGCUUCAGUAUGUCAUUACCAUGGAAUUGAAUAUUGCUUGGAUGACCGAAAAUCUUUAGAAAGAGAUGGGGGAUUUUCUGAACUUCAGUCUCGUCUGAUCCGUUAUGAAACUCAGACCACCUGCACCAGAGACAGUUUCCCAGUGCCCACGAUGCUGAGCCCUCUUCCAUCGCCGGCAGCUUUGUCAGAGCCUGGAAGUGUCCCUGACGGAGAAGCUUUCCAGGGAGAACUCCGGACCGAAGUAUCCCGGUUGAAAAGGAGGUUAAAUGAUCAGAACUGCCUUUAUCCCAAUAAAAGACUUGUGAAAUCUGAAAGUUCAGAUUCUCUUCUUUCUCAAACAAGUGGCAAUUCUAAUCAUCACCACCAUGCAGUGACUUCCAGAAAGCCACGGGCAGAGAGAUCAUUAUCUAUGACUGGUCCAUCUGUUCCAGUUCUUAACUCUGAAACUCCAAAAGUCACUAUAAAGGCCAGUCCAGGUCAAAAAAGUGUGCACGAAUCAAAAGCAUUAAGGCAAAUUAAGGAAUCAAGAUCACAGAAACAUACACGGAUAUUGAAAGAAGUGGUUACUGAAACCCUGAGAAAACACAGCAUCACUGAGGCCCAUGAAUGUUUCGCUGCCUGCAGCCAGCGUCUCUUUGAGAUCUCGAAGUUCUACCUAAAGGAUCUUAAAACUUCAAGAGGUCUAUUUGAAGAAAUGAAGAAAACAGCAAACAACAAUGCUGUACAGGUUAUUGAAUGGGUAUUAGAAAAGACAAGCAAGAAAUAACAUAUAAUUUUCUUUGGAGAAUUAUGAAUUGGACAGAGCUAUUGCUUACUACUUCCUUUCUUAGUUUGGACAUUAUAAACAGAUUUCAAAGUUUAUUUAAAGAAUAGAUGUUAUAUCUCUAAAGACUUUUAUAAAUAUCACAUAUUUAUAUAGAGUUUUGAGAAUGCCCAGUUCAUGUAUUUUACUUGUAUACCUAUUGUAUAGUUUCACUAAACUUUAAUUUUUAAAGUUGGCAUUUUUAUAUAUGUUUUAAAAUUUUUACUCUUGGUUAUUUAAAUAUUUCAAUAAAUAGGAAAAGAUAUCUCUUUACUUCUUGGUAGAUAUGUUCAUUGUCUCACCUGUUUAAAUUACUGAGCCUCAAGUGACACAGUGCAAAUGGCUUUUCUCAUGUGUUCCAACCGCAUGAUUGAUUAGACGGCUCCUGACUUGGAAAAUAUGGGCAAAAAAUAUUCACGCAGAUAGCCUUCUUCCUGUAAGACCAGCCUAGAGCCAUCACUGUUGGAGCUACUAAUGUUUAUUUGGGAUCAAAAAUGAAGAAAGGGCAGAAAUUGUGAAAAUAAGACAUAGCAACAUUGACUAAGAACAGACUCCCAGAAAAGAAUAUCUUUUCCCCAUUGUAGAAAAUCUGGAAAAUGCAGCAAGUACAAAGGAGAGUGAAAAAAAUUCCACAUGGCCCCCACUGUUAAUAUUUUUUUAAAAACAUUAUUUUUAAAAUUUUUUCAAUAUCGGGGUCAUAUGUGUGUAUACAUUUGUGUUUAUAUGUGUAUGUUAAUUUAUAGCCUGCUUUUCACUUAAUGUGUUAUGAAUUUUUUAUCAAUAUUAACCCCUGUAUAAUAUAAAUGAAUCAAAAUUUGUUUUAUUAAUUCCCCAUUGUUGAACAUAUAGGUUCAGUUUUUCCUGUUAUAAAUAAAACUUUAAUGAAUCUUCCUAAUGCA
This is a messenger RNA of Pteropus alecto (black flying fox), 3732 nucleotides long. RefSeq names its product MDM2 binding protein (gene MTBP). Bases 83 to 2797 code for a protein of 904 amino acids. The transcript has 22 exons. Gene Ontology annotation, biological process: traversing start control point of mitotic cell cycle; regulation of protein ubiquitination; protein localization to kinetochore. NCBI's taxonomy places the organism in Eukaryota, Metazoa, Chordata, Mammalia, Chiroptera, Pteropodidae. The record is from RefSeq and is a predicted model, not a curated record. Gene Ontology annotation, cellular component: kinetochore.